Molecule: messenger RNA, 687 nt
Organism: Solanum tuberosum (potato)
Lineage: Eukaryota; Viridiplantae; Streptophyta; Magnoliopsida; Solanales; Solanaceae
Product: probable LRR receptor-like serine/threonine-protein kinase At1g34110
Exons: 1
Coding region: 1-687 (228 amino acids)
Molecular function (GO): protein binding
Source: RefSeq, a predicted model, not a curated record
AUGACCAGGAGGGUCAUUACAUCUUCCUUGACCAACUGCAGAUCUUUAAGACGCAUAUUGUUAGCAAAUAAUCCUCUGAAUGGUGUUCUUCCAAAUUCCGUUGGAAAUCUCUCCACUUCUAUGGAAAUAUUUGAUUUAUCUCUUUCUGAAAUUGGGGGUCAGAUACCAUUAGGAAUUGGGAAUUUAAGUAACUUAAGCACUUUGUCCCUAUUCGGAAAUGACUUGACUGGAUCAGUGCCAACAACAUUCUUUGAUUUACACAUUCUUCAAGAGUUAAUACUUGACAAUAAUAGGUUAAGUGGACCCUUGCCAGAGUGCUUUUGCAAAAUGUCAUCGUUGGGCUUGGUUAAUUUGUCAUAUAAUCGAAUUUCGGGUUCCAUACCAUAUUGCAUUGGCAAAGUUACCUCUUUGAGAAAUAUUUAUCUAAAUUCAAAUAGGUUUACUAACAUAUCCAUCAGUCUAUGGAGCCUCCAAGAUCUUUUGGUGCUUGACUUGUCAAAUAAUUCUUUGAUUGGUUCUUUACCUCCAGAUUUUGGAAAUUUGAAUGCCAUAACAUAUGUAGAUCUGUCCAGGAAUCAUCUUUCAGGAAGUAUUCCCACACAAUUGGAGACUUACAAAGACUACUUUAUAUUUCUUUGGCUUAUAAUGAGUUACAAGGAUCUAUUCCAGAGUCACUCGGGAAAAUGA